AUGAUGAUGAAUCCGUUUAUGGAUACCUCUUCAAAUUCAUCACAUCACCAUCUAGCAUCAUAUGGUCUUAAAAUGUCACCGAACUCUACCUUGGAAACUAGUCAAGCAGAUAUAAAUGGAAUGAUAACGCCUAGCAUGUCAACAAAUAUGUCGUCUACAGAUGCGAACGAAAUAACUAACAGCACUGGAAGCCAACACAACACCUAUCAAAAUAAUAAUGUGGGACCUGGUUACGCUACCCAUCACUUAUCUUCAUCACAUAUGAAUCACAUUAAUACACAAAUUGGUGCAUACUCUCGUGACUUUUUGUUACGUCGAGAAAAUGAUUAUCUUUCAGCGUCUGCUGCCAGUCAACCUGGAUCCGAAACUAUGUUAUUUCACCCUCACUCACAUCAUUCAAUGCACGAGAACUUACAACAUCAUCCGUCGGCGACUUUAUCUAAUAGUCAUUUUCAGCAUCAUCAGAUGCGAAUGGGUAUGGACUAUACACAUCCUUAUCAAGCAGCUUAUCCGUCGGUGCACCACCAUAACUUGGCCAAUAUACCAGUUAAUCAUGGAGGGUCUGGUGCAUUUUUCCGUUAUAUGCGACACCAUCCCACUCAAGUAAAACAAGAGAUGCAAUGCCUUUGGGUAGAUUCAGAGCAACCCUUAAUCUCUAAUGUAAAUCGCAAGCCAUGUAAUAAAAUAUUUAAUUCAAUGCAAGAAAUUGUUACGCAUUUAACAGUAGAUCAUGUCGGUGGCCCAGAAUGUACAACGCAUGCAUGUUUUUGGCUUGGAUGUACACGCAACGGAAGACCUUUUAAAGCUAAAUAUAAGCUAGUCAAUCAUAUUAGAGUUCAUACAGGCGAAAAGCCCUUCCCUUGUCCUUUUCCUGCGUGUGGAAAGGUAUUUGCGAGAUCGGAAAAUUUAAAAAUACACAAACGAACACAUACCG
Culicoides brevitarsis is the source of this 934-nucleotide messenger RNA. Its product is annotated as pair-rule protein odd-paired-like. The transcript has a single exon. NCBI's taxonomy places the organism in Eukaryota, Metazoa, Arthropoda, Insecta, Diptera, Ceratopogonidae. Gene Ontology annotation, cellular component: nucleus. The annotation marks the transcript as partial. The record is from RefSeq and is a predicted model, not a curated record. Gene Ontology annotation, biological process: regulation of transcription by RNA polymerase II. Gene Ontology annotation, molecular function: DNA-binding transcription factor activity, RNA polymerase II-specific; RNA polymerase II cis-regulatory region sequence-specific DNA binding.